Molecule: messenger RNA, 2780 nt
Organism: Magallana angulata
Lineage: Eukaryota; Metazoa; Mollusca; Bivalvia; Ostreida; Ostreidae
Exons: 9
Biological process (GO): methylation
Molecular function (GO): S-adenosylmethionine-dependent methyltransferase activity
Source: RefSeq, a predicted model, not a curated record
UUACCUGCCUGUUAUUUAACAGAGGAAGUCGAUAGCUUCUUACAUAAACGAUAGUCAGAUCGUGUUUUAAUUAUUUUUAACAUGCGCCUGCAGUGACGGGAAUACUUUUUCCUGCAUAUUGUGUAAUAUAAAAGAGCCAAUGUCCAUGCGGUUGAACAGGAUCACCUAAAAAGAUUUAAGGAUAAAAUCACACGACAUAGGCAUUGAAAUGGCAAUGUUUGACCUAAAGAUGAAUACAGACUAUUCUCAUGUCAAUUCAGAUAAUUUUGAUGUGUUCCUUUCUCCACAUGUGGGAAGGUUGACAGAAAUAUUUAACAAAUAUCUUGAUGGAUUGGAUUUUAAAACAAAGGUCAAUCUUGCAGAUUUCGGAGCGAAUGACGGAAAAAAUAUAUUUCCGUUUCUAAAGAUAAUGAUCGAACUUAUUCGACGAAGAUCAGCAUCGUGUGAAAUAUAUGUAACAUUGAAUGAUCAACCUACAAAUGAUUUCACUGCUUUGGUUAAGAAUGUAGAAGAUUUUAAGAAAGAGAUAAAGGACGACUUCCUAGCAGUACACACUAUUCCUGGGAGCGCAUACCAACGCUGUUUACCUGACGAGACCAUCGAUAUUGGAACAUGUUCAUUGGUGUUGCACUGGCUUUCUGAGUAUGUUGUACUUGAAAAAGCAUUAUUUUACGUUCCUGGCAUGAUGGUAAGUAAUGAAGAAAGAACAAAGAUUAGAGGUUUAGCUGCAGAGGAUUUGAAAAAUUUCAUAAAGUCCAGAUCUACUGAAAUGAAAAAGGGGGCAAUUUUUUUCCUGAACAUACCCACUUAACCUCUGAAUGUAAAUAAAAUGUGUUCAUCCACGUUUUAUCAACUUUACCAAAGAAAUGUCAUAUCAAAGGAAGAAUUGAGGAAUACGUUUGUCCCUAUCUAUAACGCGAGAACAGAGUCUGAGGUGAAAACAGCAUUUGUAGAAUUCGGGAAAGAUAAUGGCGUGGAACUUCUGCAUUUUUCGCAGAGAAUAAUCUCAAUGUAUGAGAAUAAGGACCCUGUACGAAGUCUGAAAUCAUGGAUUCUUCCUAGUUUGAUGACCGGACUAUGUCAAACAAGAAGCAACGACGAAGCUGCAGAUGUUUGUGAAUUGUUCUUUCAUGAUUUGAGAAGUCGUUUCAGUGAUAUGAAAUGGGCAAACUGUAAAUUUUAUGAAGUGAUUUUUCAGAAACUGUAACCAUUUGCAAAAGGAGCACAAGGAAACUUAACGUCUUUAGCAACUUAAGCAUCAAAUUAAAAGGAGUAGUUCUUGGAAUAUUAACAAUACUUGAAGAAUAAUUCCUUAUUUCUUCAACAUUAGCUCAGUUUAAAUCACCAUUAUGUAGACAGUGCUCAAAGUACGAUGAACAAUAAUAUUAAUUUGCCGCUUGAAUUGUGAAUUUAAAUUUGGUAGUUUAUUAGUGAGUGUCUUUGAAGUUUUGUUAUGAAUUAAAAGGCAUGCGAUCUUGCUUGAAAUAAUGUAUAAUCAGACUCCACAUGUAGAAAGCAUAACGUUCCCAGUUUAAAAAAAAGAUUUUGUUAUGUAUGUAUUUCAAUUUACUUUAAUAACAGUACUAGACCUUUAGUUAGGCAUUUUUCUUUUUUUAUAUUAUAUUUCAUAAAUAUUAUAAAUAAUUUCGUUUUUACACAAUUGAAUUUUUUUUAUACUAACUAUACAAUCCUUGUAAAUAUUCAUUUAAUGCUCCUCGUGUGUUUAAUUAUGCAAUGCAUACAUAUACGUUGGUAGUAUACAAUUAUCUAGCUGCUGCGCAUAAAAGUCUGCAAUUUUACCCAAGAAAAGGCCAUACUAUUAAGCCAACGUUUAUCAAAAAUUAUCCACCUUUUUGGUUGACUGUAUGACACCGUUUGUUAAGUAACUUGGACGGGUCAGCUUGUGUGUUGACAACAGCAGUUUAAACACGAAUAUGGAUCCCCAAACCAGUUAAGCGUAUAAAUGUAAUCAAUAGCGGAAAGAUAAGAUAUAAUAGUUCUUGCAGCAUAGUCCCUAAAAACAGGUACUCAGUAUGCAAAAAUAUAUAUAUACUGGUAUAUGCUAGUUCACUGGAAGCUCAAUAAUUAACUCAUAUCUCUGUGACUAUCUUUAUGGCUGUCAGUCUUUUGACCAUUCGCUCUUCUAAAGAGCGAUUCAUAAUAAUUCAUAAAAUUUUGGAACCAUCAUUAAAUCACUGUGUAUUCUCUUACUCACUGUUUGCAAUGUCAAUUUAAUUCAAUGAGUAAUAUUUAUCAAUGAGGAGAAAAUGCUGCACAUCCCUUUUCGCCUGGCUGACUUUAUUGGUGUUCAAUAUAGAGUCCGCGUAGAUUAUCAAAAUCAACAAUAAAAUUAUGUGCUGUUAGAAAAUGCCAUAUCUUAUUUGUUUUAAGGUAUUGUGAUAUUUGGAACUUUUGUCAAUCAUUUAUUAGUUUACGAUGAUAUAACAAUAAUAAAUGUGUUUAGAUGCGGAUAUAAUCCACCUUUAGAGAAAUAACCAAGAUUACAAAAAUAAGUGCAUAAGAAUAUAUUUAGAAAAUUUGAUAUUGAUUACAAAAAAAACUUUCUGCUUUUCGGUUAUGAGGCGAAUCGUUUAUCAUCUUUUAUAACCAAUAUUGAUAUUAUGUUUCUCUGUUGUUGUUUUGCUCUACUUGUUUAAAGUUAUACUUUAAACUUAUGAGUUAUGCAAGAGUAAAGUUUGAUUGAUAAUGAAAAAUCCAUUCGUAAAAAGCCACCUUACACCAGCAUUAAUGAGCAAUGUGAAUAAAACUUAUAAUUUUUG